Molecule: messenger RNA, 351 nt
Organism: Strongylus vulgaris
Lineage: Eukaryota; Metazoa; Nematoda; Chromadorea; Rhabditida; Strongylidae
Source: the annotation of a GenBank genome assembly
CUGCCUUCAGCCCUAUACAUUCCACUUAGAGUGGCCGAUCCUCUCCUUUUUAGCUACAUAGGCUCGUUGAGAAUACGCCACUUGGAGCGCAACACAUUACAUUCUAAGGGUGUUGCUCAAAAAAAUAAAAAUCAUCUUCUCCUACUAACCAAUUCUUCCCUGGAACAGUUAGGUUGUGGAUUCGAUUGGAUAACAAACACCUGUAAAGACGUCUUUGCUAUAGGAUGGUGUGGACAAUGUCAUGAUUUUGGCAACAUUUUUGUUCACGACUGUAAAUGUGUUCGGCCUCUUAUCGUGCUACAACCACGGCCACAGCAGGCUCCUCGGCCAGUCCUCUUUAAUAUGAUUUAG